Molecule: messenger RNA, 874 nt
Organism: Dentiscutata heterogama
Lineage: Eukaryota; Fungi; Glomeromycota; Glomeromycetes; Diversisporales; Gigasporaceae
Source: the annotation of a GenBank genome assembly
AUGGCGGUACAUGCUUUUGACAGCUCUCACGACGAUUUAAUACACGACGUUUCCUAUGACUUUUAUGGUAAACGUCUUGCAACCUGCUCUUCAGACCAAAAACUUAAAGUAUGGGAAUUUAAUCAAGAUACUAGUGGUUGGGAACUUGUUGACUCUUGGAAAGCGCACGAAUGCUCGGUUCUAAAAGUUUCUUGGGCGCAUCCCGAAUUUGGUCAAGUAAUUGCAUCCUGUUCUUUUGACCGUUCCGUACGUAUCUGGGAAGAACAAGAACAUGAGCCAAAAAAUAGUGGUAAACGAUGGGUGUUAAGGGGGAAUUUGGUAGACAGUAGCGGAUCUGUAAAAGAUAUUGAAUUUGCGCCCAAUAAUUGGGGACUGAAAUUAGAAGUAGAUAUUACUAGCCCUGGAACCGUUAAUAAAGAAGUUGAUGGAAACUAUUGCCUUUCUUGGUGUCCCUGGAAACCACAAGUAUCACCAAUGAUCGUUGUUGGUUGUGGAAAAGAGAAUUGUGCCAAAAUUUUCAGACCAAAUCCACAUAACAAAUGGAUACCAUUUGAAGUCCUUCAUGGACAUGAUGAUGUUAUUCAUGAUGUUAGUUGGGCGCCUAAUAUGGGAAGGAGUUAUCACCUCAUCGCAACCGCAUCAAAAGAUCAUAAAGUUGGAAUUUUUAAAUUAUCAAACAAACCGGAUGGUUAUUCCGUAGAAAAUAUCGCCAUGCUUUCUGAUCAUGGUGUUGAGGUUUGGAAAGUCGAAUGGAAUAUAACUGGUACUAUUCUAUCUUCAUCCGGAGAUGAUGGAAAGGUUAGAUUGUGGAAAUCCUCUCACAAUGGUGAAUGGAAAUGUAUGAGUGUUAUUAGUUACGAGCGACAAACCGACA